Molecule: messenger RNA, 434 nt
Organism: Telopea speciosissima
Lineage: Eukaryota; Viridiplantae; Streptophyta; Magnoliopsida; Proteales; Proteaceae
Product: raucaffricine-O-beta-D-glucosidase-like
Exons: 2
Coding region: 52-414 (120 amino acids)
Biological process (GO): carbohydrate metabolic process
Molecular function (GO): beta-glucosidase activity
Source: RefSeq, a predicted model, not a curated record
UUAUGGUGGUACAAUAUUUGAUGGUGGUUGGGACUGCUAAAUUGCAUUUACAUGCUAACUAAUUUUUUACAGAAAUCCCAAGGGGGAAAGAUUGGAAUUACAUUGAGUAUUAAGUGGAUGGUUCCUUUAUCCAAUGAACAUACCGAUGUUGAAGCUGCUGCAAGAGCUAAUGAUUUCCAAUUUGGAUGGUUUAUGGAUCCUGUAACCUUUGGAGACUAUCCGAGCAGUAUGCAACAUCUUGUCAGGGACCGGCUGCCAAAGUUUUCUCCAAAGGAAUCUCUCAUAUUGAAAGGGUCAUACGACUUCCUUGGAGUGAACUAUUAUACUGCAAAAUAUGUUACUCAUGCCCCUUACUCUCCUUUGGGUAAUUAUUCCACCGAUGGUUGCUACAAAAUCUUGAGUAAGUUCAAAUAAAAACCUUAAUUUAAUUAUGU